This is a messenger RNA of Diuraphis noxia (Russian wheat aphid), 823 nucleotides long. Its product is annotated as acyl-CoA-binding domain-containing protein 6-like. The record is from RefSeq and is a predicted model, not a curated record. Gene Ontology annotation, molecular function: fatty-acyl-CoA binding; protein binding. Lineage: Eukaryota; Metazoa; Arthropoda; Insecta; Hemiptera; Aphididae.
UAUAGUUUAAGUAAUGGAUUUUAAUUUUGAAGAUUUAUCUGCUCAGUUUGAUAAAGCCGUCUCUUUUAUUUCUGGAUCUAAUUUAUCUGAUGUUGACACACAGCUUAGAUUGUAUGGAUUUUAUAAGCAAGCGAUAGAAGGUGUAUGUACUCUACCAAAACCUCCAAUAUAUGAUAUGAAAGGUCGUAAGAAGUGGUAUGCCUGGUCAGAAAUGGGUUCAAUGUCUAAAAACGAAGCUAUGGCUUCAUACAUAAAUUUAGUGAGGACUAUAAAUCCAAACAUAGAAACAGAAAAAACCUCGGAAAAAACUGGAUGGGUGACGGUAAGUACAUUUGCCAAUGAUGAAGAACCUCUGUCGGAAAACGAAAAAACUAUUAGUGAUUGGGUUAAAGAAGGAGACUUAGACAAAAUAAAGACUUUUAUAGGUAAUAUAAAUAUUCAUGAUUGUAUGGGAAUGGCACCGAUUCACUGGGCUUCAGAUCGUGGUGAUUUGGACAUUUUGAAAUGUUUAGUAGAAAAUCAUUCAGCUGAUGUUAAUUUUCAAGAUAAUACGGGCCAAACAGCUUUACAUUACGCUGUAUCUUGUAGUCACGAAGAGAUAUGCAAAUAUUUGGUUAUUGCUGGUGCAAGAAUAAAUAUUCAAGACGAGGAUGGAAUUACUGCCCUAGACAUGUGUUCGGAUGAAAAAUUAAAAUCAUUAUUGUCAAUAAAUUAAAUCUAUGUCUAUACACAGUUCAAUGUAUAUAAUUCUAAUCACAAAAUGUUAAAACAAAAUUAAAUAUUAUUGUAUGUAAGAACAAAAUGUAGUAUGUGUUAUGUAAUA